Molecule: messenger RNA, 1005 nt
Organism: Erpetoichthys calabaricus (reedfish)
Lineage: Eukaryota; Metazoa; Chordata; Cladistia; Polypteriformes; Polypteridae
Product: zinc finger protein 184-like
Exons: 3
Coding region: 16-1005 (329 amino acids)
Biological process (GO): regulation of transcription by RNA polymerase II
Molecular function (GO): DNA-binding transcription factor activity, RNA polymerase II-specific; RNA polymerase II cis-regulatory region sequence-specific DNA binding
Source: RefSeq, a predicted model, not a curated record
ACUCUUAUACGGAACAUGGCGUCAGUCAAUGAUGAUGGCAUGGAUGCGAGACUGGCACACAUUAAACAAGAGGACUGUGAGUGGGGCACACUGGGUGAUUUGUGUGUCAAGCAGGAGGAUUUUGAAGGAGCGAUUUCAGAUUUUAAAGAGGAGCUGAAGGUGGAGACUGUCAACAUUAAAAUUGAGGACUCUGAAGAUUUCUCAGGUCUUCUUGAACUGGAAAAGCAUGACACUGGCAAUAUUGUCAUGCAAAAUAUUUCUGAACAAUCGCAUAAUGGUUUUCAUCCCUCGCUCACUAAUAUGGGACAAUUGGCUACGCAGCAGAAUUGUGUGGAACUGAAAUUUGAGAUACCAGAGUUUGAGGAGAAAAUCACUGAAGGAAGUGGAAGAGAAGCAGAAGAACUGCAGUCAUCUGGGAAUGUUGGAACAAAUUUACAGGAGGAUGGCAGCUUCUCCCCAUCUUCAUGUGUUCAGCCCUUUCUUCAAGGCAGAGUGCAACAGAAACAGGAAAAGAAAAAGAAACCAACAAGAGGAUCCGAGCAUUUGACAGCAGCCUCUUUGCAGUGCAGUUCUCUUAAUACUGUGAAGCUAACAUCAAUAGCAGCCAUCAAAAUUAACCAAGUCGUUCACAGCACAGACCAAGAGUCCUUGUGUGUGGGCCAAGAGAGCAGAAAAAUAUUUAAAAGCAAAUCUGAUUGUAAAGAUCUCAAGUUGAAUGAUGUGAAACCAUAUUGCUGUUCUGAAUGUGGCAAAAGAUUCCUUUACAAUAGGGACUUCAAAAGACAUACAAUAAUCCAUACUGGUGAAAAGCCAUAUGACUGUUCUGAAUGUGGCAAAAGAUUUAGCGAUGUUAGCAGUCUCCGACAGCACACAAGAAUUCAUACUGGAAUAAAGCCAUAUGGCUGUGCAGAAUGUGGUGUAAAGAAAAGUGAGGAGGACUACAACCCUAAACACCUUCAGCUUCAUCGCUGGGCUUACGCCUCUUCUGCUUCAGAUGUGACAUGA